GGAAAGGAGGGGCACCGGGGUGACGGUGCGGGAGCCGCUGCCAGCGCCGGACCGGAGUCGGCGGCCCGGGCCCAAGGGCAAAGGUGGGCAAGAGGCCAGAUCCGCUCCCCGGACCCUCGGACGCGGCCCCAGCCCGAGCGGCUGCGCUUUCUGGCGAGGUGGGGAGGCGCUGCCAGCCCCAGCCGGGGAAGAUGUUCAACGUGGAGUCGGCGGAGCGGGUGGAGCUGUGCGAGAGCCUUCUCACUUGGAUCCAGACGUUUAAUGUGGAUGCACCAUGCCAGACUGUGGAAGAUUUAACGAGUGGGGUUGUGAUGGCCCAGGUUCUUCAAAAAAUAGAUCCUGUAUAUUUUGAUGAAAAUUGGCUAAACAGAAUCAAAUCUGAAGUGGGAGAUAAUUGGAGGCUAAAGAUAAGCAAUCUAAAGAAAAUUUUAAAAGGAAUCCUGGAUUAUAAUCAUGAGAUUUUAGGGCAGCAAAUUAAUGACUUUACCCUUCCUGAUGUGAACCUUAUUGGGGAGCAUUCUGAUGCUGCGGAGCUCGGAAGGAUGCUUCAACUCAUUUUAGGCUGUGCUGUGAAUUGUGAACAGAAGCAAGAGUACAUCCAGGCCAUUAUGAUGAUGGAAGAAUCUGUUCAACAUGUUGUCAUGACAGCCAUUCAAGAGCUGAUGAGUAAAGAAUCUCCCGUCUCUGCUGGAAAUGAUGCCUAUGUUGACCUUGAUCGCCAGUUGAAGAAAACUACAGAGGAACUAAAUGAAGCUUUGUCAGCCAAGGAAGAAAUUGCUCAAAGAUGCCAUGAGUUGGAUAUGCAGGUUGCAGCAUUGCAAGAGGAGAAAAGCAGCCUGUUGGCAGAGAACCAGGUGUUAAUGGAAAGACUUAAUCAGUCUGAUUCCAUAGAAGAUCCUAACAGUCCAGCAGGAAGGAGGCACCUGCAGCUCCAAACUCAAUUAGAACAACUCCAAGAAGAAACAUUCAGACUAGAAGCAGCCAAAGAUGAUUAUCGAAUACGCUGUGAAGAGUUAGAAAAGGAAAUCUCUGAACUUCGGCAACAGAAUGAUGAACUAACCUCUUUGGCAGAUGAUGCUCAGUCUCUAAAAGAUGAAAUAGAUGUUCUUAGACAUUCUUCUGAUAAAGUGUCUAAACUAGAGGGCCAAGUGGAAUCCUAUAAAAAGAAGCUAGAAGACCUGGGUGAUUUGAGACGGCAGGUUAAACUCUUAGAAGAGAAGAAUACUAUGUAUAUGCAGAACACUGUCAGUCUAGAGGAAGAGUUAAGAAAAGCCAAUGCAGCUCGAAGUCAACUUGAGACCUAUAAGAGACAGGUAGUAGAACUGCAGAAUAGAUUAUCUGAAGAAUCGAAGAAAGCAGAUAAAUUAGAUUUUGAAUAUAAGCGGCUAAAAGAAAAAGUUGAUAGUCUUCAAAAAGAAAAGGAUAGGUUAAGAACAGAAAGGGAUUCUCUGAAGGAAACCAUUGAAGAGCUUCGUUGUGUACAGGCUCAAGAAGGGCAGCUCACAACUCAAGGAUUAAUGCCUCUGGGAAGUCAGGAGUCUUCAGAUAGUCUGGCAGCAGAGAUUGUUACACCUGAAAUCAGGGAGAAACUUAUUCGUCUUCAGCAUGAAAAUAAGAUAUUAAAACUUAACCAAGAGGGUUCAGACAAUGAAAAAAUUGCCUUAUUGCAGAGCCUUCUGGAUGAUGCAAAUCUUCGCAAGAAUGAACUGGAGACAGAGAACAGGUUGGUGAAUCAAAGACUUCUGGAAGUACAGUCACAGGUUGAAGAAUUGCAAAAGUCUUUACAGGAUCAAGGAUCAAAAGCAGAAGAUUCAGUUCUUCUAAAAAAGAAACUUGAAGAACAUCUAGAGAAACUACAUGAAGCCAAUAAUGAAUUGCAGAAGAAGAGAGCCAUUAUUGAAGAUCUCGAACCAAGAUUUAACAACAGCUCCUUAAAAAUUGAAGAGUUACAAGAAGCUUUACGGAAGAAAGAAGAGGAAAUGAAGCAAAUGGAAGAACGAUAUAAGAAAUAUUUAGAGAAAGCUAAAAGUGUUAUCCGUACUUUAGAUCCUAAACAAAAUCAAGGAGCAGCACCAGAAAUACAAGCUCUUAAAAAUCAGCUUCAGGAACGGGACCGAAUGUUCCAUUCAUUAGAGAAAGAAUAUGAGAAAACCAAGAGUCAAAGAGAGAUGGAAGAAAAAUAUAUUGUUAGUGCCUGGUACAAUAUGGGAAUGACUCUGCAUAAAAAGGCGGCUGAAGAUAGACUUGCUAGUACAGGUUCAGGGCAGUCAUUUCUGGCUAGGCAAAGACAAGCAACCAGCACGAGAAGAUCUUACCCAGGCCAUGUUCAACCAGCCACAGCAAGGUAGACAAGUCUUGCCAGUAGAAUAAAAAACACCCUGCAUUCAAAACAUACUUCUGUUAUACAUAACAUCAUUUCAGGAAAUUCAGCCAAGUUAUUUUUUGUCUCUAUGUUAUGUUAAUAUUUAGUUGUUUCUCAUUUGAGGACUGUCUCUCCUUACCUAUGAUGUUUUAGUUUCUUGGUCCUUUAUUUUGUAGUCCUUUCAGUUCCUUUUCAUGUGCCAAAAAAUUUUUAAAUGCCCAAUUAAAAGUGUUGGAUAAUAGUAUAGUACUUUUCUUUGUAUGAAAAUGUCCUUGCCCCAAUGGUGUAAGCUUUGUAAUGAAUUAGAUUUUCUGCCAAUAAUUGAUAUACAAUUUAUAUUCUUUAUUGUGCCUCUGUGUUACCAUGCUUUAUAAGAAUGUCUUUGUUUAAAGGGAAUUAAUCUUUUUAUGAUGUAUUAAUCUGUGUUUUCAAUUGUUUCCCAAAUGCACUUCAAAUAACUUGCAUAUUUACUAUAUAAAAUGAAUGGUUGGCAAAUGCACUUUUUGCAAAGACAUAAAUAUAUUGGCAGAGGUGCUAAUCAGAUCUUGCCUAUGGCACCUGAUAGAGUUAUUUAGAGGGAAAAAUUAGUUUUCACAUUGUUUUAUAGGAAAUUAAAUUUGUUUUAAGAUUUGGAAACUAUUUUUAAAACAUAAAUACAUAGAAUUUUAUUAUUUCCUGCUAUCUUGUUGCUGGCAGAAGUGAAUGCAUUGGUUAGGUUAUUAGGGGGGAAGUUACAGAAGAGAAAAAAAUCAGGCAGUGCAUUACUUGUUUCUUAUUUUGGAAUAUCACAGUAACUGAGGAUCAGAAUCUGGUAGCGUGGCUGAUAUUAAUAGUUCCAAUUGCCCUCCACAUCUUAGACCUAUUUUUCAUAUAUUUACAAGUAUUAGGUAGCAUUACCCUUUGGGCAACUUCCUUGUUGACUUGCAUCUCUUUUGUUUUACUUAUUUGUUAAUAUAAACAUUUCUAUUCCUCAAUAAUUCCUAAUACUUAACAUCUUAAUAUCAGUCAUUAUGAUCAGCAAAUGACUUCUUAUAUGUGCUGUUGUGACAGGUCUCUUUUACAUUUUUCUCUUAAUUCUAUGUAUUAGUCCAAGAAUUUGCUACUGAACAGAUUCUCUUGGGUAUUUGGUUGCAUCAGAGUGUUUAGAUUCAUUGAUAGCUUGAUUGUAAACCAUGUUUAUUUACAUUGAUGAAUGGUUGUCAAGUAAUAAUGAUUGUAAAGCACUUUGAGUAUAUAAGGUGCUACAUAAAUGUAAAAUGUCAUUUAUUUGAAAAUGAAAUGCCUCUGUCUGACUUUACAUAUUAAUUCAAGUAUUUGGUCCCCAAUUAUAUUUAAGUUCCCCUCCAGCCUUUUUCUUGCACCAUAACCCAUUUUAUUAAAAGCAAACAAAAAUUACUGAAAUUAGGUCAAUUUCUUAAUUUGUUUGUUUUUGUUUUUAGAUAGGUCACCAAGUAAGAGGAUUUUAUUUCAUGUACGUGCUGUUUGGAAGUUCAGGUUUCAUUUAUUUCUGUAUAUUAAUACAAAUUAGUAAUUUUAAAUCAAGACAAAUGUAAUUAGAAUUUUCAUAAUUGUAGACAAAUGUAUGGUUUUAAAUUCUUCCAUUUUUAUAAGAAAAUUGACCUAAAAAUUAGUAGUGUUUUCAUUUGUUUUCAGAAAUCGUACUUGAAGAAAGUAUUAGAAUAUACAAAGAAAGACUUUAUGCAUUGUGCUAAUUCUUACAUUAAGUACAGAAAUCUAAGCACAGUGUGAAUGCUUCUGCCUAAUAUGACCAUAAAGCAGCAAGAAUUAGUGAUAAUGGACAGAACCACGUGAGUAGAGUGCAUUGUGGGGUUUCAGGAGGCUAAAGAACUAAUCAACAUAAAAAGUUUUGACAAUAAAAGAUCAAAAACUAUUUAGGAUGGUUCUUAUCCCCAACCCCUGAUUUUACAAAUCACAUAAGGAUUCAACUGUUUUAGAACAGAGUGUGAAACUAAUCUUGGUUAAAUUAAAAUAAUUGGGAAAUUAUAGAAUAAGAUAGAUGGACAUAAAAGAAUCUGUGAACUAUUUAUUUAAAGGAUUAUAUCCUAUAAGAUAAGAAGUUUUUAUUUUACUUCUCUAUUUGCUGCCCCAGUCCUGGUCUCUGACCCACCCACCUACUCAGAUAUAGUUCUCUAAAUGGGUUGGAAAGGUGCCAAGCUUUUAGAAGGAAGUUUUACUUCUUAUUUUUCUUCAGCAUCUAUUGUAUGCUAUUAUUUUGGUGUUUUACAGUGAUAACUUUCACUUUCCUUUACUGUACCCUUAAAGUUUAGUAUAUUUCUUUCAAGUAUAUAGAAGAAAUUAUAUUUCUAAACAUUGUAUGAUUAAAAAAAAAAAAAAGCAGGAAUAACACUUAGCUGUAACAGUGACAACCCUGUCCAGCUUUGGACAGGAUUUAUGAAAUUGCUCUCUCUCCUGCAAUGCUUAAUAAUUUCUCAGGAGGUUUGUGAUGAUGCAUGGUCUGUCUGGAAGGUAGAAGACAUUGGGUGCUUUAUUUAGAUGUGAGAGCCGUGCUAUGUUUUCACAAACUCCUUAGACGCAGUAGCCACAGUUCACUUGGACAGUGGGGCUAGUCCUGUCCUCACCAAUGAACUAAGUACAGUGUUAUUGCAUUAGGUUGAGGUGACCCAUCAGCCUACUCUAGUGUCCGAAUUCUUACAAUAAAAAAGCUUAUUUGCUGUUUUCCGUCCAACCAGGGUAGGAAAAUAUAAGGUAAAUAACUAAGGAAUAUUAAAGCAUAAAAUUUAUGUUCUGCAGUGUCUAUUUAAAAAGUUCAUGAUAGGGAAAGAAUCCAGCAAAUAUUGUAGUUUACCACAUCUAAAAAGAGAAUAAACAAUACAGUUGUACUUAAAAGAGCUUCCAAAAUUCCAGUUAUAUCUUUUUAUAAUUUGUCUGAUUACUUGUUAAUAGCCAAGAAAAAGAAGUCCCUAAAUAAAGGACCCAUGUUCCAAAAUUGACCAAGAUUGAAUUAUUUCUAUUAGAUAGCACUAGCCUGGUUCAAAAAAACAACACAAAAAACAUUGGCUUAAUGGGAUACUUAGAUUAUAAUAAGGAAAUAUUGUUUGUAAUUUUGUUGAAGGUUCAUUGCUUUGUUUAUAUAAUAAAAGCUCAAAUGUACAAAAUUAAGCUAAAUGUUAUCCAGCAGAGACUUCAGCCUAUAUAUUUCAUUAGUUUUCACAAAGGCAUGAAAAUUCAUGCUGUCCAAAUAGAUCAGCAAUAAGUUGUAAGUGAAAGAUGAGUUUAGUUGAAGAAAAGACAUUUUAUUUAUGUGCUGCUUUACUCACAUCUCCUUUUCAAUUACAGUUUUGUCCAUUCUUGUUAACUAAUGGGAUAAAAUAUUUUUGAGUGUCUCUUGCUCUUAGAUAAGCAUUUAUUCCUUUAAAAAUAAUAACCAUGUUAAAAACUUGAAAAUAUCCCGAUAUAAGAAUUAUCUUGAAACACAAAUCUAAAAUUUUAAAUUAUCUUAACUCUCUGCACUUAAUCUCCAAUUGUCCAGAUCUCAGACUCCAGGAAUGUUACAGUUAUCCUCAGUUGGAGCAUGUGAGAUUUAUCUGAAAAAGCACCCACAACUCACAGCUAGUAAGUACAAACCUAGCUAGUUCACAGACACGUGGAACAGGCAUCUCUGGUCCUACAGUGAGAGGAAAGUACUCAGCAUCUUGCUUUUGCUAAGGACAAAACUAACAACAUUAAGGCAAAAUGCUUUUUGUUGUCUGUUCAUUAAACUAUGGAAGGAUAUUUUUACUUUUUAGCUUUGUAUUAUGAAGGGGCCCUUUUCUUAGAAAUGGCUGUAGAACGGAUGUAGCAUUGUACUUCUUAACGGCAAAGCCUGUGUGAUAUCCCAAAGUAGGAUGAAGGAAUGUACUCAACAAAAUUAAAAUGGGAUAUCAGAAACUUUGAAAAUUCUUUUAGCAUGUUUUUUUUAUUUUGCCCUUUUUUUUAUAUAUAAGUUAAAAGGGUUUUCCAUUCAAUAAUGAUCAUCUCUUUUCCUAUAGCUCCCACUGUUAACUUUGGCAGCUUCUUUGGGUAGUUGUACAACCCAGUUUCAUUACAUUUAGAAAGCAGUUUCAGAGCUCAUUCUUUGUAACUAUAAUGAUUUUAUAUCAUGUAGUUUUUAUAUGAGGAAGGUUAUUCUCAAUGUAUCUGUCAUCCAAUUUUUUACUUUCUAUAAAGCAUAUUUAAAUAAGAAUUGGUGUAUGUUCCUUUUAUUGAAAAAUUUGCAAAGGUUUUAUUGUCUAAUUUCAGCACAAUAAUUUUAGGGCCUAAAGUUUUGCAGUAAAUAUCAUUCAUUUCUCAGAAGCCUAAAACACAUGAAAUAAUUUGUUCCAACAGCUAAUUUCUAUCCCUCCCAAUUCCCUCAAAUCACGGAAGCAUUAAUAUUUAGCUUCCUUUUUGAAAAUGAAGGACAGUGCAGAUGUAAUGACAUCCAUCUCUUUUAAAUAACUGAUUAUGUUUUUGGGAAGUAUGUACUGAUUUUUUAA
Molecule: messenger RNA, 6858 nt
Organism: Eptesicus fuscus (big brown bat)
Lineage: Eukaryota; Metazoa; Chordata; Mammalia; Chiroptera; Vespertilionidae
Gene: HOOK3
Product: hook microtubule tethering protein 3
Exons: 22
Coding region: 192-2348 (718 amino acids)
Biological process (GO): cytoplasmic microtubule organization; cytoskeleton-dependent intracellular transport
Cellular component (GO): cytoplasm; centrosome
Molecular function (GO): microtubule binding; dynein light intermediate chain binding
Source: RefSeq, a predicted model, not a curated record